AUGUCGCUCCCUGUGGCCAUUCGUUCGGUCAUUUUCUACUACCUGGCUUGCACGCCAUGCAAUGAUGCCAAGGGGCGGUACAGGGCCAAGCAAAAGGCCGAGAAAGAUCGCGAGAACAAGGCGACGCUCGAGAUGGAACAGCCCGGCCUGUACGCCCACCCAUCACCAUGGAACACGAACCCGUACUGGCAAGAGGAGAUUGAUAUCGGACCCAAGCUCCCGAAGAAGUCGAUGCCGGCGAGGCCCAUCUCCACGACGGGCCGCACCAGUCCCACGAUCAUACCAGAAGACGACGGCACCAGGAUAUCGGGCGACGGCUGGAACAAGACGCGCUACCAGCGAGAGGACGAGGAGCUAUGGGGCGGCGACCUCAGCAAGAUGGGCCAUAAGUUGGUGGACAACAUCGUCAAGGCCGGAAACUCGGCCGGUCGCAUGAUCAAGGGCGAGCUCAGCAAGGAGAGGCAGGUCACCGAGGAGGAGCGCCGCGACUUUUACUUUACGCCCAAGAACCCUCCUGUGAACGAGUAUCACCCGCCCAUCGUCGGCAGCACGCCCGUCCACAAGAAUGCGCUUCAGUGGAUGCUGCAACCUCCACCGACCGCCAAGCUCAUGGAAGGCCGUGUCCCUGUCAGCAGGGCGAAGAGCUCGAGCAGCGUCGCGAGCCGGGGCAGCAGGGCGAGCAAGGCCAGCAGGGCGGCGACGACAGAGGACACCCCUCUGGGCCGCAUCGUCAGGGAAAAGGCGCUGCAGGAGAAGCUUCGCAAGCAGGAGACGCCGUCGGAAACGGAGCUCAUCGACGCGCUCAUCGGCUCGCGGUCGAGGCAAACAUUGGUCUCCACCAGGGGCAGGAGCAUGCGCAGCCGCAGCCUCUCGCUGGAAUCGGAGAUGUACUCGGAGCCAUCGACCGACAGCGAGCUCGUCGAGCGGAGAAAACAUGCGCGCCGGCAGCCCAAGUACCAGGACGCGGACGGGUCGAGCGACGACGAGGACUUGGAUGCCUUGAGGCAGAGCCCGCGACUCGUUGCGCGCGCGAGGGUCAACGCGGGUGGCGGCACGACCCAGACUCGGCACCAUCCGCAGCUCAGGCACCGGCCACAGCACGCCGAGAGCGGCGCUAGCGGCCAAGCCUACGAACACGAGGGCGGAGAGCAUCACGCCGCAGCCCUCUUCGCCGACGGCGCCGGCCAAGCCUACUUGGGAAGACGCAGGGUUUUUCUGCGCUGA
Verticillium dahliae VdLs.17 is the source of this 1224-nucleotide messenger RNA. RefSeq lists its product as uncharacterized. Bases 1 to 1224 code for a protein of 407 amino acids. The transcript has 3 exons. Lineage: Eukaryota; Fungi; Ascomycota; Sordariomycetes; Glomerellales; Plectosphaerellaceae. The record is from RefSeq and is a predicted model, not a curated record.